AUGGAGAGAAUAAAAGACUAUUUACUUAUGGAAGAAGAGUUUAUCAAAAAUCAGGAACGUUUAAAAACAGAUGAGGAACGUCACGAGGAGGAACGAUCAAAAGUGGAUGAUUUACGUGGCACGCCUAUGUCAGUUGGCACGUUGGAAGAGAUUAUUGAUGACAACCAUGUUGUUGUCUCAACUUCUGUUGGCAGCGAGCACUAUGUCAGCAUACUGUCUUUCGUAGAUAAAGGAAUACUCGAGCCAGGCUGUUCAGUACUGUUGAACUACAAGGUUCAUGCAGUUGUGGGAGUCCUAACUGACGAGGCUGAUCCCAUGGUCACGGUCAUGAAACUUGAAAAGGCUCCACAGGAAACGUAUGCUGAUAUCGGUGGCUUAGAAGCCCAAAUACAGGAAAUCAAAGAAUCAGUAGAGCUACCUCUUACACAUCCAGAGCUUUACGAAGAAAUGGGUAUCAAGCCCCCCAAGGGAGUUAUUCUCUACGGAGCCCCGGGCACUGGUUAG
Messenger RNA from Echinostoma caproni, 504 nucleotides. The record is from the annotation of a GenBank genome assembly. Lineage: Eukaryota; Metazoa; Platyhelminthes; Trematoda; Plagiorchiida; Echinostomatidae.